Pimephales promelas (fathead minnow) is the source of this 1859-nucleotide messenger RNA. RefSeq names its product purine nucleoside phosphorylase 4a (gene pnp4a). Gene Ontology annotation, molecular function: purine-nucleoside phosphorylase activity. Gene Ontology annotation, biological process: nucleoside metabolic process. The record is from RefSeq and is a predicted model, not a curated record. Gene Ontology annotation, cellular component: cytoplasm. NCBI's taxonomy places the organism in Eukaryota, Metazoa, Chordata, Actinopteri, Cypriniformes, Leuciscidae.
UUUUUUCCCCCAAGUGAUGUCUUCUGAUCCUAUGAUUAGAUUUGUCGGGCGAAAAAAUCCCCCUUGUGAUGCAAUUAAACUUUGAAUUCACAAUGUACACUGAUUUUAUUUACUCAUAAAAGCAUUAUAUAUUCUUUUGUGGUUGGUUUUAAAAGCUUACUUCUCCCAAAUCUAAUUGAAAGUUUAGUUUGCCUCUGAUAUUACACUUAGACACACCUACAAAUUACAAGGCAAUUCAUUUGGCAUGACUAAGAGUUGUAACCAAUCAGAGCGUUUGUGUGUGUUCGUGGUUUACUUAAAUCGAGAGAGCUGUUCUCUCAUUCACACACUGCUCAAAUCCAGGAACACUUCUUCGAGACAAACACACAACACCAACAUGCAUAGUAAAGAUCAAAUCUGCCAUGAGGACUACCAGAGAACGGCAGACUGGCUGCUGUCCCAGACACAACACAGACCUAAAGUAGCCAUCAUCUGCGGAUCUGGACUGGGCAUGCUGGCAGACGCACUCAAGUGCCAAGACUCUUUCAAAUACUCUGACAUCCCUGGCUUUCCUCAGAGCACAGUGAAGGGUCAUGCUGGAAGGCUGGUUUUUGGGGAGCUCAAAGGGAAGACCUGUGUGUGCAUGCAGGGUCGAUUCCAUAUGUAUGAGGGACACUCGCUAAGCAAGGUCACUUUCCCGGUAAGAGUUUUCAAGCUUCUGGGUGUCGACACCUUGAUUGUCACUAAUGCUGCGGGGUCAUUAGCGGACAGUUAUAGCUGUGGUGAUAUUAUGAUCAUACGAGAUCAUAUUAACUUCCCUGGACUUGCUGGACUGAACCCUCUCAAUGGCCCUAAUGAUGAUAAGUUUGGCACUCGAUUUCCGCCCAUGUCUGGGGUCUAUGACAAAAGCCUACGGAAGAUGGCAUUCGACAUUUGUAAGAGCAUGGGCGUCUCCCAGUAUGUCCAAGAGGGCGUGUAUUGCAUGGUGGGAGGACCCAACUUUGAGACCAUAGCUGAAGCCCGACUUCUGCACAGACUGGGAGUGGAUGCAGUUGGAAUGAGUACUGCACCAGAAGUGUUGGUCGCCAGUCAUUGUGGCAUGAGAGUCUUUGGUCUCUCCCUCAUCACCAACAAAGUGGUGAAAAGCUAUGAGGACAAUGAGACUGUCAAUCAUGAAGCUGUGCUGGAAGUGAGCAAAAUGCGUUCAGAGACGCUGCAGAUGCUGGUCACAGAGCUCAUCAGCCGCAUGGACAUCAACAACAACACGGCAUAAUGUCAUCAACACUGUAACUGCUCAUCAAAUCUUCAUUCGGAAGAAUCUGCAGCUAUGCUGUCAUCACUCUUUUCAUUGAGUAUAACUACAGAACAUCUGUUUCAAUAACACGUUUUUUUUUUUUUUAUAUUUAAAUGUUAAGAUUUCAUUAUUUGCCUUGAUCAUAAAAAGGAUAGUUUGAUGGUGCCAUAACAACAAACUUAAAAAACUGUGAGAUAUUCAAUAUGUUAUUCAUAAAAUGUAUAAAAAAGAAGAAGAAUUGUGCAGUGAAAGUUGUGUAUGCAUCUGUAUAUUGAUUCAUGACAUUACAUAGCAUUAGGCCCUUUUAUGUGGGAAAUUAAAUGUUUUAUGCACUGCCAUUCAUUAUACAAAUUUAUAUCAUUCCUAAUGUUAAUAUCUCAACGAUAAAGUAUUUAAAAGAAUGUAUUAAAUCAAAUAUUUAAAUCACUCCUAUAUAUUUAUAAUAGUACAUUUUAUAUGAUCUGUUUGUGUUGUAAAUUUGCCAUUGAAUAGACCUGUUCUGUAUAACCUUCUCUUCUAUAUAACAAAUACAUAAUCUUAUCUUAUAAUGCAAGAAUGUCAGCAAUAAAAGUGUAUUUUGAAAAUA